ACAUGUGUUACAGACGGCUCACAGGCUGAAGUGAAGAACAAAGGGAGAAAGCUGAGGGCGGCCGGGGGUGGAUUAAACCGCCAUAAUACAUGAAAUAAAUAUUAGAUCUACAUCAUAUCCUACUGGCCGGGCAGAGACAACUUUCUUGGAACACGGCAGGGAUAAAAGAUCUCACAACUUGGGAGAGUAAGUCAACCUUUAUUAAGAUGAUUGUUGCAGUUUACAGACUUCCUUUCUCAAGACAGAUACACGAGAGACGCAGACGUCUAUAAAAUAAAGGUUGGUCAAGAAAUGCGUUUUGGGAAGCUGCAAGUGUAACUGAAAAAAAAAAAAGAAUCUAAAUUAAUUUCUGCGCAAAUGGUUUCAGGGAUGCAAGUUUUGUUGGUGCUCGUGGUCUUAGUGACUCUUGGAAAAAACGGGUUGCUCGGUGACCAAGGCAUGGGAGUUCCUCACACUGAACACAAGGAAACAGACCUUGCUGCCCAGAAUUACUCCACAACUUCCGAGUUGGAGAACGGCACAAUGCCUUCGACAGAACACUCAGAGCUUUCUACAAAGUCUCCAGACGUCAAGUUUUCCAAUACCUGUCGCAAUUGGUGUGGUCGGGAACGAGAGCUUCAGCUCAAACAAAACCUGUGUAGCUGUGACACACUGUGUAGGUUGUACAACUCGUGCUGUUGGGACUUUGAGACCACUUGCCCAACGAUCGACAAGACAGGACGGGCGCUUGUGAGCGAGGAUCUGCUGGCUGCGACAAUCGUCUGUGAUGAAAAGUCUGGCGUCUAUGUAGUGAGCGAGUGUCCACCUGGAAGAGAGAUAAUUGAGCCGACGGAGCGAGGUUCUGCGUACGAUCUUCAAACUGUCGUUCCACCGCCGGCCUCCUAUAAGGGCAGAAAGUGCGACUUAUUGCUGUCUUCUGUGUUUCCCUUCUCCGUCACGAUGAGAAUGACAGAAAGCGGACAAAUGCAGUUCUCGAGGGUCAGGGAGGGGAAGGUGGGAUGGAGUGUCCUGCAAUGUAUAGGUAAUGCAUGCGCUCAAGAACAGUGCCUACAGCCUAAUGCGGCUCUAAUUUUCGGCGGCAGAUGUACGUAUACAUUUUUGGUUACUGUCAGUUUCACUUUGAGGAGCGCACUUGAUUGUGAGGAAAAUUCCGGGGAAGGUUGCAUGCCUCUAAACUCGGAGAAAAUCGCGACAAAGGUGCCACUUUUCGCUUCAGCGAUUCAGUGUGAGAUUCUACAGCGUGCAGUCGGGGUGCAGAAGGUGACUAUCCAGAAAAUCGAUCAAGAAAUUGCUGACGAUAUAUCGGAACCUGAGUUUAUUGGGGUCAACAAAAUCAGCGCGGGUCAUCUUGCAAUUUACACAUUCAGUUGGUCAGUCGUGGGCUCAGACACGAUUCUGAACGAACUCACGAAGGAAAUGGUUUUGGAAAUGGUUUCAGAGCACUUGCAUGGGCUUGGCCUACUUCCACAGAAAUCUGUGGCCCAAUCAAAACGUGUUGGUGAGCCGAGGCUUGACAAUGCAUCGCUGCCCUGGGGCCAGCAAGAGAUGAAAUGUGAUUUGGGUUAUGCGUGUGUGAGUAUUGCUACAGGAGAAGAGAGUAAACUCCCUUGCUCAGCGCUCUCUCAUUGUCUCUACAAACCCAAAUUUAACGUUAACAGCUUUGCCGAGUGUCGAAGCAAACUUUGGAGAAACUCAGCAACUGUUCUUGACAUUAGAACAUUUCUAAAUAAUGUUUUGUCUUUGAUGGCGAUAUUCUCUGGCCACUCUCUCUUCACCUACAUAUAGACAAGACAUCCAUUUUUAGACGUGUUAUUUUUGUGUGUGUUUUAGUAAGAGUUUUACAGUACUGGCAACACAAUAAGGUCAUAUUAUAAGUGCCG
Aplysia californica (California sea hare) is the source of this 1880-nucleotide messenger RNA. RefSeq lists its product as uncharacterized. The record is from RefSeq and is a predicted model, not a curated record. NCBI's taxonomy places the organism in Eukaryota, Metazoa, Mollusca, Gastropoda, Aplysiida, Aplysiidae.